UGGUGCUCGAACCGCGAGUUCAGUUCAGUUCUGGUUCUAAGGUCAUGUGACCGCUCUUUUGUAAAACUUCGAGAAAACAGUUCACAUCAAGCGCGACGCCAGUCAGUAGUCCGGAGGCACUACUUCUGAAAAUGGCACUAAGGGACGAGCUCCUCAAGGCAAUAUGGCAUGCAUUCACAGCCCUGGAUGUGGAUAAAAGUGGGAAAGUGUCUAAGUCACAGCUGAAGGUGCUUUCCCAUAACCUGUGUACAGUGAUGAAGAUCCCUCAUGAUCCUGUUGCUCUAGAGGAACACUUUAGAGAUGAUGAUGAAGGUCCUGUUUCCAAUCAGGGAUACAUGCCUCACCUGAACAGGUUCAUUCUGGACAAGGUCCAGGACAACUUUGACCGAAUGGAUUUUAACAGGAUGUGCUGGACUCUGUGUGCUAGAAAAAACCUCAACAGAAAUCACCUGCUUAUCUCAGAUGAUGAUGCAUUUAAGAUCUGGUGCAUUUUCAACUUCCUCGCUGAGGAUAAAUAUCCAUUGGUCAUGGUCUCAGAGGAGAUAGAGUACUUCCUUCGUAAGCUAACAGAAGCCAUGGGUGGCAGCUGGAUUGAGGAAAAGUUUGAAGAAUACAAGAUCCAGCUGAGCAGCAAGCACCAGUGUCUGAACGUGUGGGAGCUGAUUGAGUUGGUGGGUAUGGGUCACUUCAGUAAGGGCAUGGACCGCCAGACCCUCUCCAUGGGCAUUAAUGAGGUGUUCCAGGAACUUAUACUGGAUAUGCUCAAACAGGGCUACAUGAUGAAAAAGGGCCACAAAAGGAAGAACUGGACCGAACGGUGGUUCCUGUUGAAGCCCAACUUAAUUUCAUACUAUGUUAGUGAAGAUCUCACAGAAAAGAAAGGAGACAUACUACUAGAUGGAAACUGUUGUGUUGAGUCCUUACCUGAUAAAGAGGGGAAAAAGUGCCUUUUCUACGUCAAGUGCUCUGACAAAAGCUUUGAAAUAAGCGCCUCUGAUAAGAAGAAAAAACAAGAGUGGAUUCAAGCUAUUCAGACUUGUAUCACACUCCUGAAGGUGGGACGUCCAGCUCCACACCUUGAGGCACGGCAAAAGCGGCGAGAGUUACGACAGAAACAACAAUCUGAGCAGGAAGAACUGGAGCUGAGGAUGAGAGAGCUGCAGACGGCCAAUGAGAACAAACAGAGAGAGCUGGAGGCCUUGAGGAAGAAACUGGAGGAGGCUGCAGCCAAUGCAGCAGAAGAAGAACACAGACGUCUGCAGACCCAGAGCGAGCUGCAGGAUCUUUACCGGGUGGAAAUGGAGAAAGAGAAAAUGGUGCGGCAGCAAAUGGAGGAACAGGUGGCUCAAAAGUCCAGUGAGUUAGAGCAGUACCUGCAGCGCGUACGUGAGCUGGAGAACAUGUACCACCGCUUAGAAGAAGCACUGGAGGAGGAAAGACAGGCCAGACAAGAUGAGGAAACUGUCAGAAAACUACAGGCUAGGCUGCUGGAGGAGGAAGUAUCCAAGCGCGCAGAGCUGGAGCAGGUACACUUGUAUCAACAGCAGACCAUUUCCCAGACACAGGCAGAGAAACAGGAGCUGGAGCGAGAACGGCUGGCGAAGGAGAGCGCUUUGCAGUCUGCCAUGCAGCAGCUGCAGCAGCUGGAGGCUGACAGACAGGGUGCACUGGAGCAAUAUGAGGAGGUGAUGAAAAAACUAGCAGAUGCUGCUAAUAACACAAAGAGCUGGAAGGACAAGGUGUCUCAUCAUGAAGGGCUCAUACGGCUCAUUCAGCCAGGUCCCAAGUACCCUCAGAAAAUCACAAACUGGGGACCUGCAGCAUUCACAGAGACAGAACUGAGUCUGAGAGAGAAAGACUGGCAGGAAAAGAAAAACAGGCCUGCUACACCCCAAUAGUGUGUUCAGUCUGCAGAUCUGCUGUCCUGUCAAUACACGUUACUGUAGAUACAAUCACUAGUGAAGUAAAUAUAUACUGCCUCUGUGGGGUUAGCCUCUGACCACACUAAAACUGUAGGCCACUUGACUUUACACGAGGUAAAGCUGAGCCUGGCCUCAUCUGAAGAAUUGUCUCACCAUUCCAGUCUAUACUGUAACAUUCCAGUGUCAUUUUGUCCUUGGCUUUGAUGAUUUUAUACAUUUUUUGUGUGAUGUUCUACAUCUUGUGAAUGUGUUAAUUUUGGUGCAUUUCCACCAAAGUAAUGGCAGAUGUUUCUUCCCCAUAAUUCAUGAGUUUUUAAAACAGGUUAAAAGUUUUGUUUUUUUUUAAGUAAAAAAACUAAUGAAGUAAACCUAACUGACCAAGUAAAUGUAUUUUUAAAAACAAUGCAGUUAUGCAUACAUUGCAUUUUCAUCUCUAAUAUACUUUUUAAAAGUAUCAAAAAUGUCAGUUUUACAUUUGAAAUAGUAAUAAAGCAUGCAGAAUGGACUAAUAAAACAUUUAGGUAUAAUUUAUAAUUAAUACUUGUGCUAGAACAAUUGACAUAGCAAGAACGUAUAGCAGUUGUUCACGCAAUCUCAUUCAAGGAGACAUGACUGCAGUAUUAACUAAUUUAUAUGCUCAAUUUAUUAACACAAUUGUGUUUUACCUACAUUUUAUCUGUGUUUUUGGGACUAUUCAGUUAUGUACAAAUACCGUACCAAACUGUUUGCCUCAAACUAAUGUCCAAAUUUAAGCCUGAGACUGUAUUGUUUAUCAUUCAAUAA
Sinocyclocheilus anshuiensis is the source of this 2705-nucleotide messenger RNA. Its product is annotated as switch-associated protein 70-like. Gene Ontology annotation, molecular function: calcium ion binding. Bases 132 to 1898 code for a protein of 588 amino acids. The transcript has 12 exons. NCBI's taxonomy places the organism in Eukaryota, Metazoa, Chordata, Actinopteri, Cypriniformes, Cyprinidae. The record is from RefSeq and is a predicted model, not a curated record. Gene Ontology annotation, cellular component: nucleus; cytoplasm.